AUUUGUUACUUUUGUGUCUGUGAGUGUACGUGAACCACUCAACUAACCAGAGUCUGUGUGUCACAUUAUCUCAAAGCAACAAUGUUGAGCUCCACACCCACCUCCUUCCACCACCGCACCACUCUCACCCCCUCUCCUUCUCUUCUAUCCACACCCCUUCCGUCUUCUUCUUCCACCCAUCAUCCUCUCCGCCAAUUCUCCUUCCACACUCGACCUCUUGGCCUCCGCUGCCACACCCAAUUUCCAUUAACCCCCAAGACACUCAAAGUGAAUUGUUCCACACGCGAGCCUCUCAAGGUCAUGAUAUCAGGUGCACCUGCCUCGGGCAAAGGCACACAAUGUGAAUUGAUUGUCCAAAAGUUUGGAUUGGUGCACAUAUCAACGGGGGAUUUGCUAAGAGCAGAAGUAGCGGCUGGGACUGAAAUUGGAAAUAAAGCAAAGGAGUUCAUGAACGCGGGUCACUUGGUUCCUGAUGAAAUUGUGACAGCUAUGGUGGCGGCACGAUUGUCUCGUGAUGAUGCAAAGCAAAAGGGGUGGCUUCUUGAUGGGUACCCUCGGAGUUUGGGCCAAGCGCAGAGUCUCGAGAAAAUGCAGAUACGGCCCGAUGUGUAUAUCAUUUUAGAUGUUCCUGAUGAAAUUCUGAUCGACAGAUGUGUUGGUAGAAGAUUAGACCCAGUGACAGGGAAGAUAUAUCAUCUAAAAUUUUUUCCACCUCAGGAUGAAGAAAUCAAAGCAAGGUUGGUAACUCGACCUGAUGACACUGAAGAGAAGGUCAAAUCUCGCCUAAACAUUUAUAAGCAAAAUGCAGAAGCAGCAUCUUCCUCUUACUCAAACAUAGCACAUAAGAUUGAUGGCAGCCAUUCAAAAGAAAAAGUUUUCAAAGAAAUUGAAUCUGUAUUAUCUCAAUUGCAACAGGAUAAAGUGAAAAUAAUGAAAUCAGGAGAAAAAUCAAUUCUUGAUACAAAGAAAGGACAGACAUCUUUGAGCCAGGAUAAGUGGAGAGGGAUUCCUACUAGGCUAAAUAACAUUCCCCAUUCUCGGGAAAUCAGGAAAUAUUUCUAUGAUGAUGUGCUACAAGCUACACAAAGAGCUGUCAAUGAUGGAAAAACUAGGUUGAAGGUUGAUAUCAACAUUCCUGAACUGAACCCAGAAAUGGAUGUGUAUCGAAUAGGUACCUUGAUGGAACUUGUUCGAGAUCUUGCCCUUUCUUUUGCUGAUGAUGGAAAACGGGUUAAGGUUUGUGUACAAGGGUCGAUGGGAGAAGGUGCUCUUGCUGGAAUGCCUUUGCAGCUUGCUGGAACUCGUAAGAUUUUAGAGUUCAUGGAUUGGGGUGAUUAUGGAGCAAAAGGAACCUUCAUCAAUAUUGGUUCUAUAGGUGCUGCAGAGGUUGAGGAGCAAGAUGACAUGUAUAUCUUGGUGGCUCCUCAAAAUGCUGUUGGGAAUUGCAUUAUUGAUGAUCUAAGAGCCAUGACCAAUGCUGCCGAACACAGACCAGUUAUCCUAAUCAAUGCUAGGCUUAAGGAUUUGCCUGGUUCUAGCGGUAUUAUGCAAACAAUGGGGAGGGACCAGAGACUCAAGUAUGCAGCAUCAUUUGAAAGUUGCUACUUCUUUCGGCUUCUGUAUUAUGCAGGAACCCAGUAUCCCAUCAUGGGAGCUAUCAGGAUGACUUAUCCAUACCAAUAUGAGCUUUACAAGAGGGUAGAUGAAUCACCUGGAAAGGAGAAGUAUGUUAUUUUGUCUACAUUUCCACAGAGGCCUACCACAGAUGAAAUUAACGAUGCUUUUCAAGGAAAACCAAGUAAUGAAACUAGGAAAGCCUCAGGGAUUUGGGGCUUCUUAAGUGGCAUACUCUGAGCAGACUGCAAACCAAUGGGAAAGUGCCUAAGUAUUUGAUUUUCUUAAUUAAUUAUUGAAGAACGAUGAUAAUCGGCUGUGAUUACAGGAAAAAAUCAAAGUCAGAGCUUGUAGUUCAACUGUCUGGUGGUGGAGCAGCUUCUUUAAAAUUGAGUGCAGAUGACGAGUGCAGAUGAUAGGGAGAUGAAGAUUUCAAACAACUUGUCAAAUUGUAAAUGAUAUAAGAUUUUAGGGACCAGGUGGAACAGCUUUACUUAUAAACAACUACAUCAAUAUAUAUAUUAUGGGGCUCACAGGAUAACAACUGUAUUGACUUUUUUGUAACUAUGGGUCAAUUAUUUUUAUUGUGGUUAGUGGUUACGUAAAGGGUGAGGUAUAUGUACGUGUAUUAUAACUUCUGUAUAAUCAAGUGCUGAAUUAAAUGCAAGUUGCUUUCCAGCUCGUA
Cajanus cajan (pigeon pea) is the source of this 2299-nucleotide messenger RNA. RefSeq names its product adenylate kinase family protein. Gene Ontology annotation, molecular function: ATP binding; AMP kinase activity. The record is from RefSeq and is a predicted model, not a curated record. Gene Ontology annotation, biological process: nucleobase-containing compound metabolic process. NCBI's taxonomy places the organism in Eukaryota, Viridiplantae, Streptophyta, Magnoliopsida, Fabales, Fabaceae.